GGGGGACCAAAGAGCCGAAGCUCAACCCCUUCAAGCACAACUAGGUGAGCACAUUUGAAGUAACAAUGUGAUUUCCCAGAGUACUGUUUAUUUUUAAGUAAAAUGAAUUACAAAUUUUAUUUUGUAAGUUCGCCGUAAGAGAAAGAAUGAGAAAUAAAAUAAUAAGGUUAUCACUCCCCAGCAGACAUGAGGCAUCACUCCGGCAAUGAGAUGGGUGCCGGCUUCUAUUGCGGGAAAUGUUGAGGUUAACAUUGUUACAAAGGCAUAAACCAGUUAUUUAUGGCAACAUUAAUGUAUACGCAUAUAGUUUAGGAAUGUAUAUCAUAUAACUUAAAAUAUAUAUAGAAAAUAAAUACAUUUACGACGCCUAACAGAUACGAAUAUGCAGGAAAUACUUGACUACAGUGUUGCCAUAUCGAGCAGUGGUGGCCACUAGUGUACGUUGCUUACAGUCACUCAGUUUGUCAUCGAGUGCGCAGUUGAGCACACAGAUGUGCUCUCUUGGUUCAAUGAAGCUGUAAGGAAACUGUUGCCUGCGCAGAUAGACUACAUCAUGAUACAGGAAGACAACACCGCCGCCACACAGGCACUGGUGUCCGCGGUCAGGAAUGGGGACAAAGAUGGAGUAGAGACAGCCAUCCACUCCGGAGGGGACAUCCACACCUCCGUUCCCAGGGACGAUCCGGAUGUCCCCGGGGGCUCCCUGUUGACUCUCGCUGCCUAUCGGGGUUGUACUAGCGUGGUGCCCGUUCUCCUCAGCGCUGGUCACCACGUGGACAGCAAGGGAGCCUUCCCUUACACGCCGCUCCAGGUAGCAGUGCAUUGCGGCCAUCAGCAGAUCGUCACCACUCUCAUCGACGCCCACGCUGAUGUCAAUGCCAAAGACCAGCAUGGGGUGACCUCGCUGCACCUGGCUGCGAGACGUGCACGUACGUCCUGUGCGAGAGCUUUGAUCAACGCAGGAGCCGACUUGGAUGCUCAGGACAGCGCUCUGCGCACCCCUCUACAUGUCUCUGUCUUGAGUUAUUCUACCGAUAACACCGAGGUUAUGAAACUGUUAUUGGACGCAGGCUGCAACUACCGAGCACUCAAUAACACUGCCUUCACGGCAAUGCACGUGGCGGCCUUGUCCGGAAAUGAAAAAGCUGUUCAGGAACUGUGCAUGGCCGGUUUGAACCCGGAGGAAAGGGACGAGUUCGGACUGCUGCCGGAGGACAUAGCCGAGGCCUGGGGCAAGCACAACACAGCUUGGCUCCUGCGCAAGAUGCCCCAACGCACGAAGAGGACUUCUCCCAAACCUAUACUACAAAUGUUGAAGAGAAGUUGGGAUGAAUACGAAGCUGAAGGUGUGAAGACUUUGAGUUGGGUACACGACGGAAACUUCGUAUUAAUUAAAGAAAAUGUCCCCGAGAACCGUGAUGGACAUUAUCAGGACAGUGAGGGUCUGACAGCUCUCCACUGGGCAGCCAAAUUGGGCCAUAAGAUUAUGGUACAUACUCUGAUCGACACGUGUGGGGCCGUGCCCAGUGUGGUGACCUAUGAUGGGCAGACUCCAGCUGACCUGGCACGGAUGGCAUCCCACGAGGACCUGGCAAGCACCAUCAUGGAAGCUACGCACCCUCAGGCUGGCGUGUCCGCUCCAGCGCUCUACAAGGAACUUUUGAUGGUGAUCAGCGCUGGUGACGACGUGGCGGAAGCCUCUCGGCUGCUGCGCUCAGGAGCGCCGCUCGAGCCCGUGGGGGACUUCUACACCAGCGCCCUCGUCCUCGCCGUCACCUGUAAUAGGCCGAGGAUCCUGAGUCUUCUGGUGGCAGCUGGAGCACCACUCACCACCUGCUCUGGGGGCCUCUCUCUCCUCCAGCUGGCCUGGCGUUCACAUGACGUUACCAUCCGGCUUCGCGUUCUCGUCACCAGGCAUUUUCUGCAUGCACUACAAGCCGAGGAGCGUCGUGUGAGGCCACAAGACUCUGCUCUUAGAGAGGGUAUUGACCACCUCGUGACGAGUCUUAGAGGCGAGACCCCUUGGCAGACCAGCUGGCCUCUUCAGGCAGACACUGACCACACCUCACUCAUGGUCUCGGCUGCCACUAACAACUGCCCUCUGACAGCAUCCUUCCUGAGGCAGGCGGGAGCCAAGUCCUUCCUGCAGGACCAGUCCGGCAUCACUCCUCUGCACGCGGCGCUGGACGCCCACCACUGGGACCUCGCCAGGUUGAUGGUCAAGCACAUAGGAGCCUGUCUCUACAUCCCCGACUCCUCAGGCAGGCUUCCCUUGGACAUGCUGCCCGCACACCACAGAACACAGGUGGAGGAGGGCAUUUAUCACCACGAGAAGCAACAGCUAGAAGAUCUGAUAGAGAGGAUGAAGGACAAAGAAGAGAAGGACCAGCUACACGCGGUGUUAGAGGAUUAUACUUCACUGUUCACACGUUACCGUGCAACUCCCACCUUGGCCCAGGGGCCGCCAGCCUCAGAAGCGACACCACAACAACACACCGUCCGCGCUUAUGGGCUUCUGGUGUGCUGCCGGCGCGGACUGCUGCAGCUGGCCUACCUCCUGGUUACUGUCGGGGGCCUCAGUGUUGACUCAGUGGUUGACGCUACUCACGACUCUACUGCACUCCACCAAGCUGCCUCCCACGGUGUAUCUGGAUGCUUAGCUCUCCUGCUAAGUCUUGGGGCAUCGGCCUUAAAGAGAGACAGAUACGGCCAUACACCAUCCCACUUUGCUGCAAUGUUUGGCCAUAGUACAACUUACCAACAACUGGAGGUGUUCUUGGCUAAUCAUGAGCCAGUGAGUAAGGCAGGAACAACACCCUCUGCCAUUAGCACUAACUUUACUGAUUAUUUGCAUCGCUACUUGAAGAGCGAAACAGACCAAGGAGAGGAUUUGGUGUUCAGUCAACCCUCUGAAGCUAUUCAGAAACUCCUAAAUCUUGCUAAUAUAAAAGACAUUGCAACACAAGUUGAUGAGAUUAAAGUUAACUUUAAGAAAGGUGAAGCUAAGAAGGUCCAAGAAGUCGUGACCAGAGAGGUACAGAAUAUUAUGGACAGAGUGAGUGCUGUUGACAGGCUGUAUGAGGGGGAGCUUAUCACAGUUGGAAGUUCAUCAGAUGGAACCCGUCUCUAUGCACCAGAUGAGUAUGACUUGAGUGUCGUGCUCUCAAACAUACCGGAAAUCAAAGUGGAGAUUGUCGAGCAAUCGGCAUAUCACGCUGCCCUGAGUGGACACAGACUAAGAGUACGAGUCAAGACAGACCAUCCAAGUCUUCAAGGGAAGACUUUGAUAAAUAACUUUUACGAGUUAGUAAAGCAAUGUUUGGAAACUCACACAAUUGAGAGCAGUCAGUUGAGCCUUGUGCCUCCAGGGGUGACCAGAACUCAGGUAGGUGUGGCACUGACACUUGCCUGGCAGGGCAAAGAGUAUCCUCUUUUGCUGAUUGGCAUAGACUUGGUUCCUGUAGUGACUAUCCCCUGGCCAGCAGAGGUAAGCAGACCCCCACUGACUCCUGCUAACAUCAAACAAGUGUAUUUGAGUAACACAGCCGACGGGGAGUGGCGUUGUAGCUUUGCUGGAGCCGAGGCAAAAGUCCUGAGCCAACUGGACUCCCAGGAGCGCCGGGUCUAUGUGGCCUGCAAGACUCUUCUCUCUCACCUGAAGGCUGAGCCCUGGAUGCCUCGAGAAGUAAAGGCAAACUAUACUUGGUGGGAUUCACGCAAGUGGAAAAUCAUGAUCCCAGCAGGAUUUGCUGUGAAGAACAGCUUCCUAAAUCAGUUGCAACGCAAACGCGAGGAGAAGAGAGAGUGGCGAGACGAGGACCUCUUAGACGUGAUCAUCACCAUCUUGAGAGACAUGUGCCAGGACUUCAGUGACCCAACAACUGCCGUGGAGUCCUUGGUACCAACCAAAGUUUACGCUUAUUUUGGUGGAGAGUUUGAGAAGCCCAAGACGGGGGAAGGUGCUCCUGAGAUUAUUAAAAUCCUCAAAGAGAUUCAACAGCAAGAUACUAGUCCUAAAUCAUGGUUACCAAAUUUAUACUGCAGUAUACUGUAAUUCACUCUAAAUACUCUACUGUAAAUAAAUUAGUUUUCUGCAGUUAUUUUGACAUGUAAAAAAUCUGUCAAUUUUAAAUGUAAUUUUAAAUCGAAAUUGGAUUGAAUCCUGUAAAUUAUUUCUUUCAUAGUAAUAUUUUUUAUUUAGAUUUAAGAAACUCUUUUAUUUGAUCAUAUGUGAUAUAUAGAAAUAUACUUGAGCUUUCUCCGAGAAUUAGAUUCUAGGAUCAUUCUCUCCAUCAGAGACAAAAGAUGCUGCCAGUUUCCUUUUUCAGCACCUCAGUGUGGCGGUUCAGAGCGGAAACGACUGUUGUGUCCUCGGGUCCAGUCUGGAAGUUGAGGAGCUCCGAGAGAUCUAUACCCUCUAACCUCUCAGUGUAUUUAUUCAUCAAUGUGUAACUUGUAACAAUUAAAAUAUCAAAUAAAGCAAAAUAAAACAUAAAAAGGAAGGGGCGUGGAAGAAGAUGGAAAAAUGUAUUUGGGGAGACCUAAUAGUCCAUUCCAUUGCUUUGUGUGAGUUUUUCUCAGAAUAUAUAUGUGUGUGUGUGUCGUACCUAGUAGCCAAAACGCACUUUUCGGCCUACUAUGCAAGGCGUCUUGGCAAGACCACGCAUGCAUAUAUAUAUAUAUAUAUA
Molecule: messenger RNA, 4688 nt
Organism: Procambarus clarkii (red swamp crayfish)
Lineage: Eukaryota; Metazoa; Arthropoda; Malacostraca; Decapoda; Cambaridae
Source: RefSeq, a predicted model, not a curated record